This is a messenger RNA of Mobula hypostoma (lesser devil ray), 2310 nucleotides long. RefSeq names its product intestine-specific homeobox-like. Gene Ontology annotation, biological process: regulation of transcription by RNA polymerase II. The transcript is spliced from 5 exons. The coding region runs from base 123 to 980 and encodes 285 amino acids. NCBI's taxonomy places the organism in Eukaryota, Metazoa, Chordata, Chondrichthyes, Myliobatiformes, Myliobatidae. Gene Ontology annotation, molecular function: RNA polymerase II transcription regulatory region sequence-specific DNA binding; DNA-binding transcription factor activity, RNA polymerase II-specific. The record is from RefSeq and is a predicted model, not a curated record.
GGGAGGUAAAGGAAAGGUUUGUAAAAGCUGACUUUAAGAGGAAGGAAAUCAGAGACAGCAGUCUGAGGCAAGGACCAGGCAGACUGGAGAGGCUUUCCACCGUUUGCUCGGAGAAGGGCAGGAUGAGUGGGAGCGGAGAUGAGAAGAGGCCAAGCCUGGCUCACUCGGUGGAGGAGAUCUUGAGCCGGCCUUGUCAGAAAGGCCGGGGGCCUCUGCUGCCAGGCUGCAGCCGAGCCAGCGGACAGCAGGGUGGAAUCAGCAGGCAGCCGGAGGUUUCAUGCGGCCACAGUGUGCUAGAUCAAAAAGAGGCCCAGAAAUCGACCCGGGAGCUGCUGAAGGAGGCACUGAAGACAGUCUUUGUACCACUGGCUCCACAGGGAGAUCUCAGUGCCAGAAUCCGUGAGGAGGAAGGUGUGGACAAAUGCGACAGCGCAACAGACUGCUCCUUCUACGACACGAGAAAAUCAAAGCGAAGAAUGCGGACGACAUUCACUACAGAGCAGCUUCAUGAAUUGGAGAAGAUCUUUCAGAUCACCCACUAUCCAGAUGUUUACACCAGGGAUCAACUGGCUGCAAAGAUUAACCUGCCUGAAGCCAGGGUACAGAUUUGGUUCCAAAACCGCCGUGCAAAAUGGAGGAAGUAUGAGAAACUGGGGAACUUUGGUGGAUUGCAACACGUCACCGAUGUUAAUCUGGUUCCUGCUCCCAAGUCCCAGUUUAUGAGUUCUGGUACGGUUACAAAGAAAGCCUCAGCGGUCCCGUUACCAUCCAGUUACUAUCCCCUUGUACCACACUCUCUGACAUCGAUGCUGGCACCGUACUCUGUAGCAUUGGCUCCGCUGACUGUGCUUGACCCCAUAUCGAAGCUCCAGCCUCACCUCCUAUGGGUUCCGCCACAUCAUGCGCCUACCUCCACUUCAAUGCCACAAUGGGACUUCAGCUUCAUGGGGCUAAGGAGGAGCCACCCAAACAAACAUUAACCACCCCAGACUGAAGCAAGCAGUUAAAUUCUGGAGUCCGGCAGAAUACGAGAACUGUUCUGAAGCUUUACACUGAAUUAUGAUGGCAGCCUGAACUGUAUGCCCCAGAUAAAUGCUCAGCAGGAGGCUUUGCCCAACAGAUACUUAGCUAAAGGAGCCAUGGGGAUGCCCUGAACACCUGAACCCAAAGGUGGGGUAGUUGGUGGGGGCAGGGACAGUGCAAACAGAGUUGGUUGAUGCGUUCCAAUCUCAGAACCCACUCUUGGCUCAGGGUGAGACUUCUGUUGGUUUGUGCGGCAGGACCAGACGGCAGUUCCGCCUGAAUCCACGUCACCACGGACAACCACUUUACAUGCAGUGUUAACCUUUGCCGUUCUUGCCAUCAGGCUGUGUGGUUAUUAUUUUUAUCAUCAAUCAGUCAGAUUAACAUGGCUUCAGACCUUCUCCCCCAAGCUGUGGGCUUCAAUUUCCUACGGGAAAGAAGAACUUCAUCAGACGCCUUUGCCUGAAUCACACUCCUGCCAUCCAUUAGAUAAUUUAUACUGAAAUAAUAUUUUAACAUUGCUAAGAUUGCAUUGGCCUCAUCAUCUGAAUGCCCAUCAUUUUCAGAAGAGGACAUGGAAAAUGUUAAAAGGAAGUGGAACAUGAAAGUGGGUCCUGAUGAAAGGUCUCGGCCUGAAACAUUGACUGUACUCUUUUCCAUAGGUGCUGCCUGGCCUGUGUGUGUUGCUUGGAUUACCAGCAUCUGCAGAUUUUCUCUUGUUUGUGAUUGGAACACGAAUGUGUUCAGAAUAAGGUUAGGACGUUGUAUUGUUGAUAAUGGGUGGGAGAGAGGCCGUGACACAACUGAUUAGAAACAGACUGUGGAAGUAAGAAGGUGAAUCAGCUGAAAGGGCUCAUUCAUCAGCAGCGAGUAGGUGUGAAAGGUUAGCCAGAGAGUGUGAAUGGUUUUCUGAACUCCGCUCACUGGUUGAGUUACCACUGUUCAUGCUAUUUGUAUUUAUACUGUUAAUCUGUUCAAGAUGAUUGAUUAUAUCUGACUAGAACUGAAAUAAAUUUGUAUUUAAAAUUCAUAUUUUCAGGGGAAUUGGAGAAUGAUCUUCAUUUCUGCCACAUUGCAGUCGAUUAUUGUGACAAAAGAGGAAUUGGGAUUCAAGAUUUAAAAGGGAACAAUUUUUCUUUUCCUCUCUCUCUCUUUCUCUUCCCCCCUCCCUCCCUCACUCUCUCCCUCUCUCCCUCUCUCCCUCUCCUUCUCUCUCUCCCACUCUUCCUCUCUCCCACUCUCCCCUCUCUCCCUCUCUCCGUCUCUCCUGAUCUCCUGAUCUCCCUC